CUCCUCCCAUGGACUCUGCCAAUGAAUCAUCUGGUUCCCGACGUGAUCGCGCAGCAAGGACACUCCGACAAGGGUAAGGAAAAAAGAACACGAUGUUAGGAUUAGGGACAGAGAUGCUUGACAGAGGGCUGGACAUUGAACAUGGAAUGGUGGUGCAGAAGAUGAUGAUAAUGACAGUGAAAGGUGGUGUGGGGAUUUUGCAUCAAAAUUUGACCUCUGCGAGUAGUGCAACUUCAGGGGCUGCCUUGGAAGCUUGGUGCUGGGUUGGAUGAUCUGCUUCCCAUCUUCUGCCAUGGGUUCUGCAUCUUCCUCUCACCAGAACGGGAGGCUGAAAAAGAUCCUUUUUUGGGUUUUGCGAGCGGAGGGCGAAGAAGGGCGGCAGGUUGAAGCGCUGACGCAACUCUGUGAAAUGCUUUCAAUUGGGACUGAAGAAUCGCUUAGUACAUUCUCAGUUGAUUCGUUUGUUCCUGUGCUUGUGGGUUUGUUGAAUCACGAGAACAAUCCCGACAUCAUGCUUCUUGCUGCAAGAGCAUUAACCCAUCUCUGCGACGUGCUACCUUCAUCUUGUGCUGCGGUUGUUCAUUAUGGUGCAGUUUCAAUUUUCUGUGCGAGGUUGCUCACCAUAGAAUACAUGGACUUGGCUGAGCAGUCCCUUCAAGCUCUGAAGAAGAUAUCUCAGGAGCAUCCCACUGCCUGCCUACGAGCAGGUGCUCUUAUGGCCGUGCUUUCUUAUUUGGACUUCUUUUCUACAGGAGUUCAGCGGGUUGCAUUGUCUACUGCUGCAAAUAUGUGCAAGAAACUUCCUUCAGAUGCGUCUGAUUUUGUGAUGGAAGCUGUUCCUCUUCUCACAAACCUUCUUCAUUACCAUGAUGCCAAGGUUCUAGAGCAUGCCUCUGUUUGUUUGACUCGAAUAGCUGAAGCGUUUGCGUCAUCACCUGACAAAUUAGAUGAAUUGUGCAACCAUGGACUGGUAACACAAGCUGCCUCCCUCAUCUCUAACAGCAGUUCUGGAGGUGGUCAGGCUUCUCUCAGCACACCGACAUAUACGGGUUUAAUCCGACUUCUUUCAACUUGUGCGAGUGGAUCGCCUCUUGGAGCUAAAACUUUACUACUACUCGGAAUUAGUGGUAUUCUUAAAGAUAUUCUAUCUGGUUCUGGAGUUUCUUCUAAUGCCUCUGUUUCUCCUGCAUUAAGUAGGCCCCCGGAGCAGAUAUUUGAGAUUGUAAACCUGGCAAAUGAGCUUCUUCCCCCAUUGCCACAAGGAACAAUUUCUCUCCCUAUCAUCUCCAACAUGUUUAUGAAAGGGCCCAUUAUAAGGAAGUCUCCCGCUGGUAGCUCUGGAAAACAAGAAGAUUCAAAUGGAAAUGUUACUGAGAUAUCAGCCCGUGAGAAACUAUUAAAUGACCAGCCUGAACUUCUUAAGCAAUUUGCUAUGGAUCUUCUACCAGUUUUAAUACAGAUAUAUGGUUCUAGUGUCAAUGGUCCUGUUCGGCACAAAUGUCUUUUUGUCAUUGGAAAAUUGAUGUAUUUCAGCACAGCGGAGAUGAUCCAGUCUUUGUUGAGUGUGACCAAUAUAUCAAGUUUCUUAGCUGGGGUCCUAGCAUGGAAAGAUCCACAUGUGUUGAUUCCUGCCUUGAAAAUUGCUGAAAUUCUUAUGGAAAAGCUUCCUGGGACAUUCUCCAAGAUGUUCAUCAGAGAAGGUGUUGUGCAUGCAGUGGACCAACUUAUUUUACCCACAAAUUCAACCAAUAUCUCUACUCAGGCAUCUUCUGCUGAAAAGGAUAACGAUUCUAUAUCUGGAGCAUCAUCUCGCUCUAGGCGUUAUCGGCGACGCAGUGGAAGCUCCAAUCCUGAUGGUAAUCCUUUGGAUGAUUUGAAGGCUCCUGUUUCAGUGAAUGUCGGCUCACCUCCAAGUUCUGUGGAUAUUCCAACAGUAAAUUCCAGUAUUCGCAUGUCUGUUAGUGCAGCCGCAAAGGCUUUUAAAGAUAAGUACUUUCCUUCGGAUGCUGGGGCGUCUGAAGUGGGUAUUACUGAUGAUCUUUUGAAUCUGAAAAAUCUUUGCAUGAAGCUAAAUACAGAUGCGAAUGAAGAAAGGACCAGUGGAAAGGGGAAAUCUAAAUCUUCUGGAUUUGUUCUAGAAGAGUAUUUAAUUGGGGUCAUAGCUGACAUGCUAAAGGAACUUGGCAAAGGUGAUGGUGUAUCUACAUUUGAAUUUAUUGGCAGUGGUGUUGUUGCAGCUUUGUUGAAUUAUUUUUCCUGUGGGUACUUCUCUAAAGAGAAAUCCUUAGAAACCUGCUUACCACACCUUCGCCAGCAAGCACUUACAAGGUUUAAGUUAUUUAUAGCUGUUGCACUACCUCCCUCAACUGAAGUUGGGACUGUGCCUCCUAUGACCGUUUUGGUUCAAAAGCUUCAAAAUGCCUUGUCCUCAUUGGAACGUUUCCCUGUUGUGCUGAGUCAUUCAUCCAGGUCAUCUAGUGGGAGUACACGCCUCUCCUCUGGACUAAGUGCAUUAUCUCAUCCCUUCAAGUUGCGGCUUUGUCGAGCCCAGGGUGAAAAGUCACUUAAGGAUUAUUCAUCAAAUGUUGUAUUGGUUGACCCAUUAGCAAGUUUAGCAGCCAUUGAAGAAUUUCUUUGGUCUCGUAUCCAACGAAGUGAAUCUGGUCAGAAGUCCACUGUACCUGCUGGUCAUUCUGAAUCAACUCCAGGAGCUGGUGUAUCCACUCCUUCCUCUACCCGUCGUCAUUCUACUAGAUCCAGAUCAUCUGUUAAUAUAGGUGACACAUCUAGAAAGCAAGUAUUUCAAGAUAAAAGCACUAGCUCUUCUAAGAGUAAGGGAAAAGCUGUAUUAAAGCCUGCGCAAGAGGAGUCAAGAGGACCUCAGACCAGGAAUGCUACUCGCAGAAGAGCAGCUCUUGAUAAAGAUGCUCAAGCAAAGCCUGUAAAUGGUGACUCUACUUCUGAGGAUGAAGAUUUGGAUAUAUCUCCUGUUGAGAUUGAUGAGGCAUUGGUGAUUGAAGAUGAUGAUAUUUCUGAUGAUGAAGAUGAUGACCAUGAAGAUGUUCUGAGGGAUGAUUCUCUUCCUUUGGUGUGCUCUCCUGACAAAGUACAUGAUGUGAAAUUGGGUGAUCUGGCCGAGGAAAGUACUGUUGCUCCUGCGACAACUGACGGCCAGACUAAUGCUGCUUCAGGUUCUAGCAGCAAAACUGGUACCGUGAGGGGAUCAGACUCUACUGAUUUUAGUAGUGGCUAUACAUCAAGCUCAAGAGGUGCAAUGUCAUUUGCUGCUGCUGCCAUGGCUGGACUUGGUUCUGCCAAUAACAGAGGUUUAAGGGGGGGAAGAGAUCGACUAGGGCGUCCAUUAUUUGGUAGUUCUAAUGAUCCUCCAAAGUUGAUCUUUACCGCUGGUGGGAAGCUGCUUAAUAGGCAUUUGACUAUAUAUCAGGCAAUUCAAAGACAGCUUGUGCAUGAUGAAGAUGAUGACGAGAGAUUGGCUGGCAGUAAUGACUAUGUAUCCGGUGAUGGAAGCAGGUUGUGGGGUGAUAUUUAUACUAUAACUUAUCAGAGGUCAGAGAACCAAACAGAUAGGACUACCCCUGGAGGUUCAAGCUCUAAUGCUUCCAAAUCUGGCAAAUCUGGAUCUGCAUCAAAUUCUGGUUCUGAAGCCAAGCUACAUCAGACAUCUGUAUUAGAUAGCAUCUUGCAGGGUGAAUUGCCCUGUGAAUUGGAGAAAUCUAAUCCUACAUACAAUAUAUUAGCACUAUUGCGGGUGCUAGAGGGUUUGAACCAACUUGCCCCUCGAUUGAGGGCCCAAGUGGCUACUGAUUACUUUGCAGAGGGUAAGAUUUUGGAUUUAGAUGAGCUAAGUGUUAGCAUUGGUGCUAGGGUUCCUGCAGAGGAAUUUAUAAGCGGCAAACUUACUCCAAAAUUAGCUAGGCAAAUACAAGAUGCCCUUGCCUUAUGUAGUGGGAGUCUUCCUUCAUGGUGUUACCAGCUAACUAAAGCAUGCCCUUUCUUGUUUCCUUUUGAGACCCGGAGACAGUACUUCUAUUCAACUGCCUUUGGGUUAUCUCGUGCACUGUAUCGUCUUCAACAGCAGCAGGGUGCUGAUGGUCAUGGAUCAACAAAUGAAAGAGAGAUCAGGGUUGGUAGAUUGCAGCGGCAAAAGGUUCGUGUAUCUCGAAACCGCAUUUUGGAUUCUGCUGCCAAAGUGAUGGAGUUGUAUUCUAGUCAAAAGGCAGUACUUGAAGUAGAAUAUUUUGGUGAAGUUGGCACUGGUCUGGGUCCCACCUUGGAGUUCUACACACUUCUCAGUCAUGACUUACAAAGAGUUGGACUUCGAAUGUGGAGAUCAGGUUCUUCAGAUAAAUAUUCAAUGGAAAUUGAUGGAAAUGAAAGGAAAAUGAAAAGUAGCGAUGGCUCUUCUGCUGGAGAUGGAGAACUUGUUCAGGCUUCUCUUGGGCUGUUUCCUCGACCAUGGCCUGCAAAUGCUGAUUCAUCUGAGGGUACCCCAUUUUCUAGAGUUAUUGAAUAUUUCCGGCUAUUAGGUCGUGUAAUGGCUAAAGCUCUCCAAGAUGGACGCCUAUUGGAUUUACCACUUUCAGCGGCAUUUUAUAAGCUUGUUCUUGGUCAAGAUCUUGAUUUGCAUGACAUUCUUUUCAUUGAUGCUGAGCUUGGGAAAACUUUACAAGAGUUAAAUGCCCUUGUUUGCCGAAAACGAUAUAUCGAAUCUUUUGGUGGUUCCUAUACUGAUAAAAUUGGUAAUUUACAAUUUCGUGGGGCUCAAAUUGAAGAUCUCUGCUUUGACACUACUCUUCCUGGCUAUCCAGAGUACAUCUUGAAACCUGGAGAUGAAAUUGUUGACAUCAAUAAUCUAGAGGAGUACAUAUCCAUGGUGGUCGAGGCAACUGUUAAGACUGGAAUCUUGCGUCAGAUGGAAGCAUUUAGGGCAGGGUUCAAUCAGGUUUUUGAAAUCUCAUCUUUGCAAAUUUUUACUCCCCAAGAACUGGAUUAUUUGCUUUGCGGCCGUAGAGAAUUGUGGAAGACUGAGACACUUGCUGAUCAUAUAAAAUUUGACCAUGGUUAUACUGCCAAGAGCCCAGCCAUAGUUAAUUUACUAGAAAUCAUGGGAGAAUUCACACCAGAACAGCAGCGAGCCUUCUGUCAAUUUGUUACUGGUGCACCUAGACUUCCAUCUGGUGGACUGGCAGUUCUAAAUCCAAAACUAACAAUUGUGAGGAAGCUUUCGUCAAGUGCAGCUAAUGCUUCAUCUAAUGGGAACGGGCCUUCAGAAUUAGCAGAUGAUGACUUGCCCAGUGUGAUGACGUGUGCAAAUUACCUGAAACUUCCUCCUUAUUCUACCAAGGAAAUUAUGUACAAGAAGCUACUCUAUGCAAUCAAUGAAGGCCAGGGAUCCUUUGAUUUAUCAUGACCUUCCGGAACUAACCUACCCGACCCUGCAUGUUAAUAUGGCAAACCAGGGUUAAUCUCGAGGCUUAAUUAUUUUUUUGGUUGCGUGUACUUUCCUCCUUGCUUCUCAAAUAAUGGCUUCAGUUGGGUCACGCACGUCAAAGGUGGGAAUGGUUUGGUUGAAUUGGAUUGCCUCAUUUUCAAGGUGUAAAGGGAUUUGCGGAGCUCGUUUUAGCUGUUCAACAUGUAAAUAGAAUAGGAAUAUUGAGUAAUUACCCUCCUAAAUUUUUCAUCAUUCUGUUUCCAAGUCAAAAUUAUUGGCAGCUAGUUAUAUACAUGUAUGGAAGAUGGUAAAAGGAAUAGAAAUAUCAAAUACUAUGCUUUAUGAUUUGACAUUUUCCGUUA
Molecule: messenger RNA, 5814 nt
Organism: Vigna umbellata (rice bean)
Lineage: Eukaryota; Viridiplantae; Streptophyta; Magnoliopsida; Fabales; Fabaceae
Gene: KAK
Product: HECT ubiquitin protein ligase family protein KAK
Biological process (GO): protein polyubiquitination; proteasome-mediated ubiquitin-dependent protein catabolic process
Molecular function (GO): protein binding; ubiquitin protein ligase activity
Source: RefSeq, a predicted model, not a curated record